CGUCGUCCCUCACCGUCUCAUCUUAAUCAGCUCCUCAAAAACACGUUUCCGCUCCAUUGUGUCUCGAGACGAAUCGCCGUCACUCUUAGGUGUUUGUCUAGUCGCAGAACCGAAUUCAAGCGAAGAACAUGAACGGGAGUAAGAUUACUGGGUUAAUGGCUAAGCUUGAUGCAGUGCACAAUCUCCUUGUGGAUGAUGUCAAUUAUGUUGGUGGAAGAGGUUUUCAGAAUCAGAGAUUUGAACACCAACAAGGGUACAAAGGUUUCUAUGAGAAUGGUCCGACUGGAUACACUCAGAAGUCUCAAUUCCAACAACCGUUUUAGAGUAGCAGUAGUUUCAGCUUCACAAGGAACUAUGAUCUUGCUUCUUACAACCCCCCCUCCACCUGCACCACUAAGCAAGAUAGAAUCAAUGUUGGAACAAAUUCUGGAAGGUCAG
Molecule: messenger RNA, 438 nt
Organism: Arabidopsis arenosa
Lineage: Eukaryota; Viridiplantae; Streptophyta; Magnoliopsida; Brassicales; Brassicaceae
Source: the annotation of a GenBank genome assembly